ACUUCUGAAAGUAUAAAGCUGUUUGGAAUGUUCUUCAGUUGAUAACUAAUCUAGUCACAUGUGCACUGGUGGCAGCUGUAAAGUGAGUUCCACCUGGUCUGGGUGGGAUGCUCAGGAGUGCCAUCCUUGAAACGAUUAUUUGUAGGACAAAGAAAAGGGUUGAUGGUGUGGGGGUUCUCUGGGCAGUCUUCAGCCCAGAAGUCUCAACCUGUCCAGCAGCAAGUGCCCAAGCAAGUAUUUAUCAUCUUGCAGGGAUAGAUCUUCCCUGCAAUUCUGUGCAUGACUAUGGGAAUAUGCCUGAGUAAUCUCCUAGGAAGUACUAGUAGGAGUGUCUGCUACUGUCUACCUUAACCAGGAAAGGGAAGGACUGUCAGUGUCUUUCCCUUUUGCUGUCUGCCCUGAAUGUUGAUCACAAAGAGCAUAAGGCUGUAACAAGCAUUUGAGAUGUGUCAGCAGGUGAUAAGAGGGGUGCUUACCUAUGUCAAGCCAUGGGGAGACUUGUCACUGAAGCUCAGUUUGGAAGUAACAGAUUGCUUAUGGCUUCAAAUAUGUUCUCAAUCAGAGUUCCUGCUGAGAAAGGGGAAAGAGACUGAGCUGGGUAUACAGGAUUUCCUGCCCGCUACAAAUGUCUGCCAGUACUGUAUGUGAUGUAAACAGGAAAAACUAAAACUAGCUGUUUUCAAAACUGGUAGCCAAACAUGAGAAGAACAAGAAGUGAAAAAGAAGAAAGUUUCAUUGAAGCUGAAUGUUCUGACAAAGAAAAAGUAUGAUACUGUCUUGGCUUGUUAGCGUCCUUUGCUAACAAGCACCAUCUAUUAUCUUAAUGAACUUCCAGGCCAACAGACUCCUGACAAUAAGCUCAGUAUGUUCAGAGGCUGAAUGUUAGUGAGAGCAGUUGUUUCCAUGGUAGUGUUACAGAAGCUUGAUGGUGUUGUCGUGUCCCCGAGACUUAUUGCUCAUAAAGAAAGUUGUAUGCAUGAAAAUACUGUCAGCUGUUAUUUCUCACCAGCAGGCACAUUAAUUUCACUUGAAAUAUGCUUUAUUCAUUAAGAAUUUCUUUUAAGCAUUAUACAAAAAUGGUGUUUUGUUUUUGUCAUGUUUGUCUGUAGUGCAAAGAUGAAUUUAUUACCAGAGCAGAAACCUGAAGAUAAAGUAUCAGCUUUAGCCUGAGUGUGAUCUAAGUACUAUGACAAAAACCUUGAUGGGGUUUUCAGAGGCAGAAAUCCACUGCAAGUUCAUCUCCAUGAAUGCAUUUUUAGCUUACAAGGGGCUUAGGCUUUAAGCCCCAGUAAAGUUUACUUGGAUACAGCAACACAGUACAUGUGGCUCUAGAUCAAUCUGAUGUGAGUUAUCCGUAACCCUCCUCCCCUAUAUCUCUCUGCUGGUAGUAAUCCCAUUAGAUGAUUGCAUCUGGUGUCCUUGACAGAUGCAUUUAGUCAAUUGAAAAAGAACUCCAGGUGGUUUAAUCGACUGUGUGGCUGUUUUAUAACCAGAGCCUCUUGUACCUACAACUUUGCCUCAAGUGGAGUGGAUCUAUGGCUCAUUGCUAGGCUCUAUCAGCCAUGCACAUAACCAUUUUGUUAUUUAGUUAGAACUACGAGAAUUGAGAUGUUUUAAGCGUUUUCUUUUCCUGUAGAACUGUCUUUAGAAUGGGUCUGAGGAAUAGGGGAGAACGGUUUUAGAUUUGGUGAAGUGAAUGAAAUUUGCAGAAUCACAAUUCCAAUAUGCAUUACCUAAAUGAUAGCUGUGAUUAGUCAAUAUCUUUUGGGGUGUGGGGAUAGCUGGGGAAGAUGCUCUUUUUUUUUUUUUUUUUAAGUGUAGCUGUGUUAUUGGAAUCUGUUGUCUAGUUUUCCUUCAAAGAAGCCACCUCUUGUUGUAUACAUCAGCUCACAUUUUACAGUCGCGGGCAAGGAUGUAUGGUUUGAUCUGCAGCAUUCACAAUACAAAACCAGCAGAAUCUAAUCUGUACAGACACAUCAGGCAAGGCCAUAACACUGUAAUUGCAGGCUGUGUUGUCCAGGAUGGUGAACUCUGUUUGUACAGUUUGGGUGAGCUGUAGCUUUUUUAUGUCUGGCAGAAACGCGUUGGUAAUGCAGUACACCUUGUGUUGAUAGAAUAUAGGAAACAUAGAUGGUUUUUGCAUUGUGUACAGAAGGGAAAAAGGCUGAUAACUACUUCAAGAGUUAGUUACAGUUAGCUAGUUAUAUUUCACUGUUUUAUUACUGGCUAAAACAAAUACAGUAUUUUCUGGCUAUAAUGAAAGGAACAUAAUAGAAAAUAUGGAUUGUCAAAAGGAAACUUUCAGUUAUUAAAGUUUUGCUGCAUCCUCAGAGUGGCAAAAAGGAAAGUAUAGGAAACUGAAUUGGCCUGUUUCUUCUAAAAAUGAGGUAGGAUCGAAGGAAAAGCACUGAACUGGCCUUCUGCAGUUGCAGAUAAAUAGAACCCUAAUUCCUAGGAAAAGGAGAACAUCAAAAUUUUAUGUUGGGACAGUACUGUAAGUGCACCUUUUUAAAGAUGCAGUGAGAUAAAGUACACAAAGUGUUGAGCUGCAUUGUAUUGCUCAGGUUUUGACUGUUAACCUUACUGCUGAAGCACGGAAAAAAACUACAACUGGAAAAGCAUUAUUUUGUAGCAUGUUGCCAUGGCCAUAUCACCCAAGUCAGGUCUGAUUUAAUCUUAUUGAUUGAAGGGUCACUAAAUGUGUAAUAUAAAAACUGUGAUUCUUUCCUUUCUAGAAAGGGCCUGCUUUUACAAAAUGCUGAGGGCAUGAUGACCAGCAUUUACAAGCUGGUGUAAUGAACAGUGGGGCUGAUGAUGAUGACAUCUAUUCCACGUCUGUCAUUUGGAGGUCAUCUCAUGGUCACCUGCAAAAUAAAGGAAAACAUGAGGAUGUUUCUCAGAAGCAAUGAGAUUAAGUGGAUCAGCUGAUGUGCUGUGCCUAGUGGAAAGAAGCUUAUUUAAAUUAAGAGGAGCAGAGAACCUGUGCCUCAGUACUAAAGGAAGAUGGACUCCACAGAAGACCUUGACUAUCCUCAAAUCAUCUUUCAAUACAGCAAUGGAUUUUUAGUCUCAAAGGUUAUGUUCACUGCCUGUGAGUUAGGAGUGUUUGAUCUUCUGCUGGAGUCAGGACAACCUCUAUCUUUAGAUGUCAUUGCUGCACGCUUGGGUACAAGCAUCAUGGGGAUGGAAAGACUUCUGGAUGCCUGUGUGGGAUUGAAGCUUUUGGCAGUAGAGCUGAGACGAGAAGGAGCCUUCUACAGAAACACAGAAAUUUCCAAUAUCUACCUUACGAAGUCAAGUCCCAAGUCUCAGUAUCAUAUUAUGAUGUAUUACUCCAAUACCGUCUACUUGUGCUGGCACUACCUGACUGAUGCUGUGAGAGAAGGAAGAAAUCAAUAUGAAAGAGCUUUUGGCAUUUCAUCUGAAGACCUCUUUGGAGCCAUGUACAGAUCAGAAGAAGAAAUGCUGAAAUUCUUGGCUGGCCAGAACUCAAUCUGGAGUAUAUGUGGCAGAGAUGUACUUACUGCAUUUGACCUUUCUCCUUUCACACAGAUUUAUGACCUGGGAGGUGGUGGAGGAGCUCUGGCCCAAGAAUGUGUUUUCUUGUAUCCAAAUUGCACAGUCACAGUUUAUGACCUGCCCAAAGUUGUACAAGUGGCCAAAGAGCGAUUGGUUCCCCCAGAGGAGCGACGGAUUGCCUUCCAUGAAGGUGGUGGAGUGCUACUGGUUGAAUCACUCCUGAGAGGAGACAGAAGCGGACCUGUGGAAACCCAGCUGUAUUCAUUGAACAUGUUGGUGCAGACAGAAGGAAAGGAACGAACAGCAGCUGAGUACAGCGAGCUCCUUGGGGCAGCUGGCUUCAGGGACGUCCGAGUCAGGAGAACUGGAAAAAUCUAUGAUGCUGUUCUGGGGAGGAAAUGAUAGUGUCUUUCAUUCUGUAUUACUAAGUACACGUGGACAAAUGUGAUAUUCUUUUCGUAGAAGGCUAUUAUAGAUGUAGUUUUUAUUGAAGGAAGUCAACUUCUCUGUUAGCUGAUUAUCAGGAGAAUCAUUAAUAAUACACUUUCAGUGUGGAUAGGUUGUGAAUUCAGCAGCCUGACUAGGGCUUGCCUUUGAAUCUGAAUAGCAAGAGAGAAUUUGACAUCUGUUCCACAGUAAAUUACCCAUGAAAGAAAUGUGCAGUGUUGCUGCUAACCACUUUACAUAUAUUUCUUCUUUUUUAUUUUUAUUUUAACAGAGUACCUGACAAAAGCGAAGCUGAAUUUUCAUU
Lagopus leucura (white-tailed ptarmigan) is the source of this 4270-nucleotide messenger RNA. It is a transcript of the gene ASMT, whose product is annotated as acetylserotonin O-methyltransferase. The record is from RefSeq and is a predicted model, not a curated record. Lineage: Eukaryota; Metazoa; Chordata; Aves; Galliformes; Phasianidae. Bases 3004 to 3921 code for a protein of 305 amino acids. Gene Ontology annotation, molecular function: acetylserotonin O-methyltransferase activity. Gene Ontology annotation, biological process: methylation; melatonin biosynthetic process. The transcript is spliced from 8 exons.